Messenger RNA from Aspergillus uvarum CBS 121591, 2601 nucleotides. Its product is annotated as MFS general substrate transporter. Lineage: Eukaryota; Fungi; Ascomycota; Eurotiomycetes; Eurotiales; Aspergillaceae. The transcript is spliced from 8 exons. Gene Ontology annotation, biological process: transmembrane transport. The coding region runs from base 361 to 2601 and encodes 746 amino acids. The record is from RefSeq and is a predicted model, not a curated record. Gene Ontology annotation, molecular function: transmembrane transporter activity.
AUUUCCUACCCAACUAGAGCCCACCAUGCAAGCUGAGCCAAAACAAAAACACAACACUCGGUCCCAGACGCAUUCGCAUCCCGCCCAGUCAGCAAGCCCGAGCAAGUGGCGCGAGCCUCGUAUCCCCAAGCCGACUGUAUCACCCCGAUUCCUGCUCCACGGCAGACACCGCAGCGAACUGGUGCACCAGCAUAUGCAAUGUUACGACCAUUGAGUAACCAUGGAAGUAUCUGCUGGAUGGGGAUGGAGAAUUAUCGACAGAAAUCAUCAUAUCAUCUGGCACCAUAUAUACCUAAACGCUUACAAUGAUGAGCGAGGAAGCAACCAUCUCACUAUCCUCGGCAAUCGCAGUUGCGCACAAUGGCACAGGGCUCAGCGGGACCGUCCAAGCCCUUGGGCCAUCGAUGGCGAUCCUCGGGGCUGUACAUCGUUGCGAUAGUAUCAGUGGCUCUGUUUUCUGAUAACUUCCUUUUCACCUUCAUCAUCCCCAUCCUCCCGGAGAUCCUGGAGACCCGCCUCCAGCAGCCCGCCUCGCGCAUUCAGACACUAACCUCCCUCAUCCUCUCUAUGAACGCCCUGGUUUCGAUCAUCCUCGCGCCCGUCACCGGCUAUCUGGCGGAUAAACUGUCCUCGCGGAAUGGGCUUCUGGUUGCCGCGUGGGUGGUGAAUAUGCUGGGCACGGCGGUGACUGCUUGGGCAACGACACUCACGGUUCUCAUCGUCGGCCGCCUCAUCCAGACCGUCGCCGGCUCGGUGAUCUGGAUCGUCGGCAUGGCGAUGCUCGCCAACGCCGCCGGGACGAGACACCUCAGCAAGGCGUUCGGGGUCGCAGUCCUGCUCGUCUCCGCGGGUCUACUAACUGGUCCGGCCGUGUCGGCCGCGCUGUACAACUUCGUCUCCUACCCCGUCAUGUGGUCGAGCGCGUUCAUCGUCCUGCUGAUCGGGUUAAUCCUGCAACUGCUCGUCCUCGAACCGCGCGGGGGCGGGGCGCACGUCAGGUCCCAUCCCAAAGACUGGGACACGGGGGACGAGGACCACGAUACUCGCACCCGCUCCUGCGAGACCCAGACGCAGACCCUCGAUGCCACCGAUCCGCUCUUCCCAUCCAGCCCUGCCGCAGAAGCGCGCACAUACCACACAACCAUCCCCAAACCCCAAUCUCCCCGUCCCGCGGCUAGCAGCACCACCCAAAAGGAGAACAUCUACUGGCUCAUCCUGCGCAAGAAACGCGUGGCCGCCGGCCUGCUCGGCGACACGCUGCUGGCCAUCAUCAUCGCGAGCUUCGAGGCCACGAUCCCGCUGCACAUCCGCGAGGUCUUCCACUGGGACAGCUUCCACGCCGGGCUCCUGUUCCUGCUGCUGCAGGCGCCGACGCUAAUCCUGGUGGUGCCCGUCGGCGGGAUCAAGGAUCGGUUCGGGCUGCGGUACCCCGUGUCCCUGGGGUUCGUGCUGCUGGCGCCGUCGCUGGUGCUGCUGGGGCUCCCGGGCCAAGAGUUUCGGGGGAUUAUGAUGGGUGGGUAUAGUGGUCGGGUGGUAUACCUUGGGGCGUUGGUCGCGAUCGGGGUGUGGAGGACGUUGAUCCUGGGGUAUGGGGGGGUGGAGGUUCUGAAUGGCGCGAACGAGCUCGCCGACGAGAAACCCGGGAUCUUCGGCUCGAAUGGCGGUUACUCGCGGACCUUCUCCUUGUCCAAUGUCACCUGGAAGGGGGGCAUGUUCAUCGGGCCGUUGGUCUCUGGCGCGUUGACUGAGGCGAUGGGGUAUUUCUACAUGAAUUUGUUUCUGGUCAUCGUCCUCGCAGGUGGAACCGGCGGAUUCGGACGGUAUCUCGCCGAAGCCAUCACCAGCAGCCCGGACUACGCCGUUGCCAUCUUGACUCGCUCCAAAGCCCCAACCUGGACGACACACCCUAAAAUCACCACCCACCAAACCGACUACACCGCGGCCUCUCUACUCCCCAUCCUCAACACCACACGGGCCACGACCCUCCUCUCGCUGAUCCGCUGCCCCAAUGACGCCUACCUCCCGCUGCACACCCACCUCCUGGACGCCUGCAUCGCCUCGCAGACCUGCAAGCGCCUGAUCCCGUCAGAGUGGGCCGGCAACGUGGACGACUUCCCGCUGCUGCCGCGCUCCUACGGCCUGACGCGCGCCCCCUUCCGCGAGAUCCUGCGGUCGCGGGCAGCGAGCCACAAUAUCGAGUGGACGCUGGUCAACCACGGCUGGUAUAUGGAUUACUUUUUGGCCGAGCAGAAGUCAUAUAUCGCGUACGUGCCGGGGGAGUUCCCGAUCGAUCCGCAGACGUGGACGUAUCGGGGAUUUGGCCAGGGCGGUGGUGAGGUUGUUGGGGCGGGAGCGAUGGACCGCCCCUUCAAGAGGGAGUAUCGGUCCGUCGAGCAGAUCGAGCAUGAUGUCGAGCAGCACCCGACCCCUCCGGAUGACCCCAACAUCACACUUCCCGAGCUGGAGGAGUGUACGAUUAAAGGGGCGAUCUGCUGCCCCCGGGAGAAGGCAUUGCGGCAGAAGGAGGAGUUCUUUGCGGGGAUGGAGUUUGUGGGACUGGAGGAGUUGCUGGUGAGGGCCGAAAGAGAGGGUUUCAGUUGA